Messenger RNA from Pneumocystis jirovecii RU7, 2076 nucleotides. Its product is annotated as chaperone DnaK. The record is from RefSeq and is a predicted model, not a curated record. The coding region runs from base 1 to 2076 and encodes 691 amino acids. Gene Ontology annotation, cellular component: endoplasmic reticulum lumen; endoplasmic reticulum chaperone complex; nucleus. Gene Ontology annotation, biological process: endoplasmic reticulum unfolded protein response; protein refolding; cellular response to unfolded protein. The transcript is spliced from 5 exons. Lineage: Eukaryota; Fungi; Ascomycota; Pneumocystomycetes; Pneumocystales; Pneumocystaceae. Gene Ontology annotation, molecular function: ATP hydrolysis activity; ATP-dependent protein folding chaperone; ATP binding.
AUGACAGAACAAAGCAUACAAAGCGAGUAUGCAGCGCCUUUAAGACGCUCAUUGCUGAGCAUUCGCCGAGUCUUAGGUGCACUUUUAUGCAGUGCAUUGCUUGCAGUUAAUGGGGAAAAAGAAGAAUCAUAUGGGACAGCUGAAAGCCUCAGUAAAAUGCUUUGGGUUGAUAGCAUCUUCGGAUAUAGGGCUAAUUUAUUCAUUGUAGUAAUUGGUAUUGAUUUGGGGACGACUUAUUCAUGUGUUGGUGUUAUGUUGUCAGGACGAGUUGAAAUUUUGGCAAACGAUCAGGGCAAUCGUAUAACGCCGUCAUAUGUUGCCUUUACUGAUGAAGAGCGGUUGGUUGGGGAUGCUGCGAAAAACCAAGCUCCGACAAAUCCACAAAACACUGUUUUUGAUGUCAAGCGGCUGAUUGGCAGGAGAUUUGAUGAGGAAGACGUUCAGGCGGAUAUGAAGCAUUGGCCAUUCAAGGUUUCGCAUCGUGAUGGGAAGCCGCAUGUUGAAGUUAAUAUUGCUGGAGAAAAGAGGAUGUUUACACCGGAAGAAAUUUCUGCUAUGGUGCUUCGUAAAAUGAAAGAAAUAGCUGAAGCAUAUCUUGGUCGGACGGUUACCCAUGCGGUAGUUACAGUACCCGCUUAUUUCAAUGAUGCGCAACGUCAAGCAACCAAAGAUGCAGGGACAAUUGCAGGAUUGAAUGUAUUGCGAAUCGUAAAUGAGCCAACUGCUGCCGCAAUUGCCUAUGGUUUGGAUAAGAAAGAUGGUGAACGAAUGAUUAUCGUCUACGACUUAGGUGGUGGGACAUUUGAUGUAUCGUUACUGUCGAUUGAGGAUGGCGUCUUUGAGGUUAUUGCAACAGCGGGUGAUACUCAUUUAGGUGGUGAAGAUUUUGAUCACCAAGUGAUGCAAUAUUUUAAGAAUAUAUUUCGUCAGAAAUACGGCGGAAACUUAGAUGAUGAUCCUAGGGCCUUGGGUAAGCUAAGACGUGAAGUUGAAAAGGCAAAGCGUACAUUGUCAUCGCAGUUGUCUGUACGUCUUGAUAUUGAAUCGCUUUACAACGGCAUAGAUUUCUCUGAAACAUUGACUCGUGCUAAGUUUGAGGAACUCAACAUGCACCUUUUUAAAAAAACAAUGAAGCCGGUAGAGCAAGUUCUUAAGGAUGGAAAUGUUAAGAAAUCUGACAUUGAUGACAUUGUUUUAGUCGGCGGAUCAACACGAAUCCCUAAAGUACAACAACUAUUGGAGGCAUAUUUUGAUGGAAAGAAAGUCUCUAAAGGUAUUAAUCCAGAUGAAGCAGUAGCGUAUGGUGCUACUGUGCAGGGUGGUAUUUUAUCUCAUCAAGAUGGUGUUGAGGAUAUUGUCUUAGUCGAUGUAAAUCCAUUGACUUUAGGAAUUGAGACAACUGGUGGCGUAAUGACUAAACUAAUUUCACGCAAUACAGUAAUUCCGACACGUAAAUCACAGAUCUUUUCCACUGCAUCUGAUAAUCAAGAUACCGUUUUGAUUCAAGUGUUUGAGGGCGAGCGCUCUCUUACAAAAGAUAAUAACAUGUUGGGCAAAUUUGAGUUAACAGGAAUACCUCCAGCUCCACGUGGUGUGCCUCAGAUUGAAGUGACGUUUGAGCUUGAUGCCAAUGGGGUAUUAACAGUGUCUGCAACAGAUAAAGGUGGUGGUAAAUCAGAAUCAAUUACUAUCAAGAAUGAUAAGGGUCGGCUGUCGCAAGAGGAAAUUGAGCGUAUGAUUCAGGAUGCAGAGAAGUUUGCAGAUGAAGAUCGUGCACAAAAGGAGAAGAUAGAGGCUAGAAACUCACUGGAAUCCUUUUUGCAUACAGUCAGAAAUCAAAUAAAUGAUAAGGAAGGACUCGGUGGGAAAGUGACUGAAGAAGAUAAGCAAACGGUUUUGGAUGCUCUAAAGGAAACACAAGAAUGGUUAGAAAAGAAUGCAAUGACUGCAACAGCAGCAGAUUUCGAAGAAAAGAGGAAUGAGUUAUCGAAUAAAAUUGGUCCUAUUACAGCUAAAUUAUAUCAAUCAGAAAAAGCGUCUGGUGAUGAACCACCUCAUGACCAUGACGAGCUUUAA